This is a messenger RNA of Zychaea mexicana, 649 nucleotides long. RefSeq lists its product as uncharacterized. NCBI's taxonomy places the organism in Eukaryota, Fungi, Mucoromycota, Mucoromycetes, Mucorales, Lichtheimiaceae. The transcript has a single exon. The record is from RefSeq and is a predicted model, not a curated record. The annotation marks the transcript as partial.
GAUAACAAAACAAAGUAAAACCAAGGGACCUCCUGAAAAAGGGCUGUUGGCCAAUCAGAAACUGGACGUGGACAGUCAAAUGUUGGACGUGGAAUCCCAUACAAAUUGGCUGAGGUUUGGACGUGGUGGAUUAAAAGCUGGAGUUUUUUUGAAUAUUUCUCAGCAGAGCAAGCAACGGAUUAAUGCCGCCAUUGUCUCCAAUGUGAAUGACAUUCAGUUUUUGAUCAACCACGUCCAAACCGAUGGAUUGCUGACCGAUCAGAAGCUGGACGUGGAACGUGGACGUGGGCAGUCAAAUGUUGGACGUGGAAUCCAUACAAAUUGGCUGAGGUUUGGACGUGGUGGUUUAAAAGCUGGAGUUUUCAUGAAUAUUUCUCACCAGAGCAAGCAACGGAUUAAUGCCGCCAAUGUCUCCAAUGUGAAUGCCAUUCAGUUUUUGAUCAACCACGUCCAAACCGAUGGAUUGCUGACCAAUCAGAAGCUGGACGUGGAACGUGGACGUGGGCAGUCAAAUGUUGGACGUGGAAUCCCAUACAAAUUGGCUGAGGUUUGGACGUGGUGGAUUAAAAGCUGGGCGUGGAGAAGUUUUUUUUUGUCGAACAUAAAAUAAAAUUAUUGCUUGCCUGAUUGUUGCUUGCCUGAUUCUUAU